This is a messenger RNA of Penicillium canariense, 885 nucleotides long. Its product is annotated as alpha/beta hydrolase. Lineage: Eukaryota; Fungi; Ascomycota; Eurotiomycetes; Eurotiales; Aspergillaceae. The coding region runs from base 1 to 885 and encodes 294 amino acids. The record is from RefSeq and is a predicted model, not a curated record. The transcript has 2 exons.
AUGCCGUCGCCGCAAGUUGUCACUUUCCCCUCCCGCAGCUACAAGCUCGCCGGCCUGUUCUAUCCCCCGGUGGCAGGUUCCCCCGAUCGCUCUGGCGCAGCCAUUGUCAUUGCCCAUCCCUGGACAUCCAUUAAAGAGCAAUCCCCCGCCAACUAUGCUCGCGUCCUGACGCAAGGCGGCUUUACCUGCCUGACCUACGAUGCCGCUUACCAGGGAGAGUCUGAGGGCGAACCCCGAGACCUGGAAGAUCCCUACCAGCGUGUCGAAGAUAUCAAGUGCGCUGUUACCUACCUGAUCAGCCGCAAAGACGUCAACUCUGACAAGAUCGGUGUGCUCGGCAUCUGCGCAUCCGGUGGCUAUGCCCCUUUCGCAACCCAGACCGACUUACGCAUCAAGGCGUGCGCCACCUCAGCUGCAGUGUGCGCCGGCACCAUGGCUCGUCGUGGCUACGACAAGGACAGCUCCAAUCUGGAUAUCCUAAAGACUCAGCUGGAAGCAGCUGGAAGGGAUCGCAACAGUGAUGUCGGCGGCGAGAAGGUCCCCAUCGUCCACAUGCUUCCCGAAAAGCCGGAGGAUGCACCCGCGGAGUUCCCUGAUUCAUUCCGCGACUUGAUGAACUACUAUCGUACCCCUCGUGCUUUUCACCCUCGCGCGACGAACACCUGCCUGCCUCGCAGUUGGGAUAUCAUGGGUAACUUUGAUGCAUUUGCGCACAAUGACACGAUUAGCCCCCGGCCGCUGCUGAUGAUCACUGUGAGGACGCCGUGCGCCAAGGAGCCCAAAGAAUUGCACGUUAUUGAGGGCCUGACACAUGCGGAUCUCUACGACCAUGUGGAUGAGGCUGGUGCCAAGUGUGUCGAGUUCUUCGGAAAGAGUCUGGCCUAA